Oreochromis aureus is the source of this 3265-nucleotide messenger RNA. Its product is annotated as protocadherin-1-like. Gene Ontology annotation, molecular function: cadherin binding; calcium ion binding. Gene Ontology annotation, cellular component: catenin complex; plasma membrane. The record is from RefSeq and is a predicted model, not a curated record. The transcript has 3 exons. Gene Ontology annotation, biological process: homophilic cell-cell adhesion. NCBI's taxonomy places the organism in Eukaryota, Metazoa, Chordata, Actinopteri, Cichliformes, Cichlidae. Bases 69 to 2027 code for a protein of 652 amino acids.
AGAGGGAGAGAGGAAAGAGGGGACAUGAGGAGAAAGGUCAGGAAGAACCAGUGUUGUCUGGCAGAGACAUGACGGUGCUUAGGUGUGAAGUUGUGCUGUUUCUAGCCACCAUCCUGGUGUCUUGCAGCUCUUCACUCACUCACCUGAACAUCAGAGUGGAUCGUGGGAAGCUGCUGAGGUCGAGCAGGUCAGUCACUGUGAGUCACCAGCAGGACAAUGCUCCAGAGUUUGACAGAAGUCACUACGAGGCCGAACUCUUAGAAAACAGCCUGCUGGGACAGUCUGUGCUGCAGGUCAGAGCCAGUCAUGCAGACAUUGCCAUUGGAGAGAUGAACUACAGCCUUCAUCAAGUAUCAGAGACUAUCCAAAGGCUUCUGCGCAUUGACAGUGUGACAGGCAUCAUCUAUGUGAAAGGCCUUGUGGAUCGAGAGGAAGAAAGCAUCCUCAAGUUGUUUGUGGUGGCCCGAGAUCGUGGCCCCAGUUCCAGGAUCAAGAGUUCCAAGGUUCUGGUGACCAUAAAUGUCACAGAUCAAAAUGACAAUGCACCGAGCAUUAACAUCCAAGGUAUAGGCUUAGUAAAAUACCAGGAUGGUGUGUCUAAGAUUUCUGAGGACCUGCCUGUUGGUACACCAGUGGCACUGGUCCAGGUGUCAGACCGGGAUGAAGGGGAAAAUGCUGUGGUAACGUGCGCAGUUGAUGGCGAUGUUCCAUUUCAGCUCCAGCCUGCAAGUGAUCAGAAGGGCAAAUACUUCCUGCAGACAACGACCCUGCUGGAUUAUGAGAGCGUUAAAAAUUACAGUAUUGAAAUUGUUGCGAUGGAUUCUGGAAGCCCAGCUCUGUCCAGCACUCUCUCCCUCAUUGUCCAAGUUACAGAUGUUAAUGAUAAUGCACCGAACUUUUCCCCUGCAACGAUUGAGGUGGACUUUCCAGAAAACAACUACAGAGGACAAAAACUACUGGAUCUUGUGGCAACAGAUCCAGAUUCUGGCAUAAAUGGACAGCUUGUCUAUAGCAUCAUUGAUCGUUUUGCCAAAAGGCUCUUUGAAGUUGAUGCCAACAUUGGGGAGGUUCGUGUGAGAACCGUGCUGGAUCGGGAAGAGAGGGAGCGUUAUGUGUUCUGUGUGGCAGCAGCAGACAUGGGUGUUCCUAGGAAAACCGGCACUGCCACAAUGAUUGUAAAUGUUCAAGAUCAAAAUGACAAUGACCCUGUGUUUAUACCCAACGGCUACAGCUUUACUGCUGCAGAGAACAUGCCUCCACCCAGUCGUGUUGGUGCGGUUGCUGUCUUAGAUGCUGAUAAGGAUGAAAAUUCCCACCUAAGACUGUUUGUGGAACCGGACAAUGGCAAUUUUUUCAUCCAAAAUGGCACAGGAAUCAUCUUGUCUAGAAUCUCCUUUGACCGUGAGAAGGAACGUUUCUACACUUUCCGCCUAAAGGCCGUGGAUGGAGGUGACCCACCUCGAUCCUCCUAUGUGAGCGUGAUCAUCAAUGUCUUAGAUGAGAAUGAUAACGCUCCAUAUGUCACCAAACCAGACAACUCCUCCUACACAUACCUAUCAUAUUUCACCCCAGCAGGCACGUAUGUGGAGGUAGUGAAGGCUGAGGACACUGACACUGGGCUCAAUGCUGAGCUGGACUAUUUUAUUGUAGGUGGAAAUCCACAUGGUCUGUUUCAAAUAUCUCCCUACAAUGGGGAGAUCACACUGGCACAGGAAGUGACCGGCAAGCACAGUGGGCUACAUCGGCUGGUAGUGAGAGUCUGUGAUAAAGGCAGACCUCCUCUCUGCACCACUGCACUGGUCCACGUUUUUAUCAACGGUACUGAGUCCAACAUCUCCCUCAUUGAGGCGCUGGUCACAGAGAGCCUCUCCACCCCUUUGGAAAAGGACGUUGCCGGAGAUCUUUUAGGGAGCUCUGCUCUUGUUCAGCAUAGCAAUAUCCUGUACGGCAGCCUCGCAGGUAUUGCUCAUGUGAUUCAGACAUUCAGCUCUAUAGUUUCUAAUACGGCCAAAGAGGAUUCCAACUAGAGUGGUUUGAAAAUAUAUUUUACAAUCAAUCUGUCACAUCACUGGGUCACGGAGCCAGUGCUUUAUGUUUAAGUAAUGAACUGUUCGUUCUGAUUAUUAUGAUUUGUGAUCUUCUGUUUGUUAUAUUCGCAGUCUUUGGAUUAGGGUUUCUGUGCUGCUUCCCCGUGCCUCGUCAUGCCUGCAUUGUCCCCAGCUGUGUCUCCCUCUGGUUUCUGUGAAGGUUCUCAGUCAUCCAGGUCAUUAUAAUCUAAAGAACUUGGAAAGAAAAGCAUCUGGACUUCUUUAAGUUGCUUGAAGAGGUUUCACUCUCAUCUGAGAAGCUUCUUCAGUUUUAGGGUGAAAUGAGUCCAACAUUUGACACAACAUUUAAACCGUGUGGGAGUAUCCCCCUCUCAGGGCAGGAUACUCCCACACGGUUUGACCUCCUAGGGCCUGGCAUCCUAGGAGGUUAAAUGUGGACAUCACAUUUUGGGUUGUCUAGGCCAAAAUACAUCAUUUUGCUCUACAAGGGCCUGAUAUCCACGUAUGAGGAUGUUAUUCUGCCACUUCUAUCAAAAUUUAAAGCGAAUGUCCUCAUGUGUGGAUUUCAUUUUUCUCAAAAACUAAAAUCAGGCUUAAAAUCACUUUAUUCUUUGUUUUUACAUUCAUCAGGUCCCAAUUAGCACAAACAGCAAAGAGAAAUCAAAAAUGCAUGUCAUGAAAGAGUUCGGGUCUUAGGAGGUUAAAUCUGGGACUCUCCAACAUUUGACCCUAGAACUAAAGAAGCUUCUUGGAUGAGAGGUUAAAUGUCUUCAAGCAACUUAAAGAAGACCAGGCGCUUUUCUUUCCAAGCUCCUUAGUCACUCCUGUUUCGCAUUCCCUAAUCACCUCAGUAUGUAGUUAAGCUCUGUGUUUUUCCCUGCCAGUUGUUGUGUCCUCCAUGUUAGUUGUGUGUAUCACUUGUCUUCUAUAGUCAGGUUAUGUCUAUAGAAGACAGGUUAUGCAUUCUUGGUAAUGUAGGAAUCUACUUUUGACCAGGAAUACGUAGAAAAUUAAAUAUGAUACUUCUCCAUUUUGGGGGUGAAAUGUAACUCACUGCAUUGUUUUCAUGUACUUCAUGUGAGCAUUUUCGUUGUAGAUGAAUAUAUACUUUUACUUUAUUACACAGCAGAGGCAAAUAUGUCAUAUUUACCCACUACAAUGACCUAACAGCUUCACUGUGUUUAACGUUGUUAAAGAUUAAAUAAGUGCUUCUUAAA